AUGAAGCUUAAAUUUGUGAUUUUUCUUUUAAUUCUCGUCAACAAUUUUCAUAAAAUAAUCUUGGUUUCGGUACCGGAGUCUGAGGAAGAUAAAGUUUUUAUUGAAUAUUUAAAUAAAUUCAAAAUCAGAAUUGGAAAAACAACAAAUGAAGUUGAUAGAGUCAAGAAUAAUGUCAUUGGAAAGUAUCGAAUGAUCAAAAGACAUAAUGAAAGAUUCAAGAAUGGAUUUGAAACAUUUGAAAUGGAAUUGAACAAAUUUUCCUACUUGAGUUUUGAGGAGCUGACGAAAAAUACUUUGGGAUUCAAGGGGAAUGAAACGUCCCCUUAUGCAUCUUUGGGAAUAAAAGUCAAACCAAUUUCAAAAACUUCUCGAACAAGACGAGAAACACCUUUACCAGAUUACUGGAAUUGGAAUGAUAAAGGAAUCGUUCGACCUGUUCAAGAUCAAGGUAGUUGCAGUAGUUGCUAUGCAUUUGCUGCGAUUGGCGCAAUUGAAGCUGCUGCUUGCAAAACAUUGGGUCAAUGUCAGAAAUUGAGUGAGCAGGAAGCUAUGGAGUGUACAGAUUUAUGCAGCGGUGGAUGGGACGAUGCAGUUUACUCUUAUUCAAUAUCCACAGGUGGCUGCACAUCCUCAACAUAUGCUUAUUAUGGCUACAAACGUCAAGAAUGCAGUACAUCAAAGUUAAGAAAGAGAAUCACAAGCACAAAAGUCAAGGGAUGGUAUCUCCUGCCAAAUGAUGAAGCUACAAUCAGGAACUACUUGUACAAUGUCAAUAUGGAGGUGCCCAUGCUGUCUUGCUCACUGGAUAUGGAACUGAAAAUGGAACUGAUUAUUGGAUUAUGA
Chironomus riparius is the source of this 843-nucleotide messenger RNA. NCBI's taxonomy places the organism in Eukaryota, Metazoa, Arthropoda, Insecta, Diptera, Chironomidae. The record is from the annotation of a GenBank genome assembly.